Molecule: messenger RNA, 255 nt
Organism: Dovyalis caffra
Lineage: Eukaryota; Viridiplantae; Streptophyta; Magnoliopsida; Malpighiales; Salicaceae
Source: the annotation of a GenBank genome assembly
AUGGAGAAACAAAAGUUAAGGAUUAGCUUUUUGGUCGGUUUUACUCGGACGGUGCCUUUAAUGAGUCAGAUCGCCUUACCAGGAUUGGGUUGGAGGGCUUUGCCACUUAUAGAUGAGAACUUCGGCCAGGCCAAGAGGCGACCACCAGUUCCCAAGGUUCGCAAUGCUGAUCCGAGAUAUGUUUAUUACUCGAUCCAAAUUCCUUCAACAAAAGUUAUCAACAACAUCAAGGCCGCUCAACGCUACAGUGGGAGG